AUGUCAUUGCGUCCUUCCCUCAAUGCCUUCCUAGCCAAGGCCAGAGACGCAUUAGCAAGUCCAGCCGCCCAGAGACCCAAUCCAUUGACCUUGGUCGUCGGCAACGAAUCUGCAGACCUCGAUUCCCUCUGCUCCGCCGUCGUGUACGCCUACCUCCGUAGCACCACCCUGCCCAGCCCGACCCUCCACAUCCCGCUCUCGAACCUACACCGCGCCGACCUGGCCCUCCGACCCGAAUUCACCUCCGCCCUCGCCCGCGCCCACCUGCAACCGUCUGAGCUCCUCACACUCGACAAUUUACCCUCCGUCCUCGACCCACGCGCCACACGAUGGGUUCUCGUCGACCAUAACGCGCUCACAGGCGCCCUCGCGAAACGCGGGUUCAGCGACCACGUCGUCGGAUGCAUCGACCACCAUGCCGACGAGGGCCGCGUCCCGCCCACAGACGGAACGGACGAGCCACGUGUCAUCGAGAAAUGCGGCAGCUGCGCCAGUCUGAUCGCGGGCUUCUGCCGGCCUGCGUGGGAAGAAGCACUGCGCAGCCGCGGGGGCCAGAUAGAAGAACCGGAUGCACAUAUCGCGCGACUCGCCCUGGCUCCGAUCCUGGUCGACACGGCGGGACUGAAGGCGGGAGACCGAACCACCGAUGCUGACGUGCAGGCGGUGGAGUUCCUCGAAGGCUUGCUCCAGGACGAUCCCAGCUACGCGCGGGAUACGUACGUGGACGAGCUGAUGCGGACGAAGGAAGACCUGUCGGGGUUGGGGUUCCGCGACAUCUUCCGGAAGGACUACAAGCAGUGGGAGGAGCGCGGUGCGGUGCUGGGCAUUUCAUCGGUCGUGAAGGGCCUGGACUACCUCCUGGGCGACAAGGCGGGAGGCGAUGCCGAGGUCUUCCUGGAGGCGUUUCGCAAGUGGGCGGAGGAGGAGAAGAAGCUGGAUGUGGCCGUUAUCAUGACGACGGCGCGCCCGGGUGGGGAGUUUCAGCGGGAACUGCUCGUGUGGGCCUUCAACGAAGCAGCUGUGGCCGUGGCCGAGGGCUUCGUGGAUACAUUUGGUGCCGAGUUGGGUUUGGAGACUUGGCGCGAGGGGGGGUUAGACCUCGUCGAGGGGGGUGUCUGGAGAAAGGCAUGGAAGCAAAGAAAUGUUAAGCAUAGUCGUAAGAAGGUGGGACCUAUGCUGCGAGAAGCGAUGAACGGGAACUCGAGGCUAUAG
Messenger RNA from Sodiomyces alkalinus F11, 1212 nucleotides. RefSeq names its product exopolyphosphatase. Gene Ontology annotation, cellular component: cytoplasm. Bases 1 to 1212 code for a protein of 403 amino acids. Lineage: Eukaryota; Fungi; Ascomycota; Sordariomycetes; Glomerellales; Plectosphaerellaceae. Gene Ontology annotation, molecular function: exopolyphosphatase activity. The transcript has 2 exons. The record is from RefSeq and is a predicted model, not a curated record.